This is a messenger RNA of Salvelinus namaycush (lake trout), 2084 nucleotides long. RefSeq names its product torsin-4A-like. Gene Ontology annotation, cellular component: nuclear envelope; endoplasmic reticulum lumen. Gene Ontology annotation, molecular function: ATP hydrolysis activity; ATP binding. Lineage: Eukaryota; Metazoa; Chordata; Actinopteri; Salmoniformes; Salmonidae. The record is from RefSeq and is a predicted model, not a curated record. Bases 51 to 1484 code for a protein of 477 amino acids. The transcript has 3 exons.
UAGAAUGAUAGGAGUGGUUGUAUAGCAGUCUUAGUCUAGCAGCUCACUAUAUGCUGAUGAAGUUCAAGAGAAGGACUUACUCUAUUGUUCUCUCCCAACAAAAAUCUUGGUGCGAGCCUAGUGAAGACCUAUCAGUCUAUAGGAGGCUUGAUAUUACCUAUAUAUUUAAGAUGGGCGACCAGGAUGUUUAUGACAGAAUGUUUGGGUCCCAGACAGACGGAGAGAUGGACGAGGAGAAAGAUGGAGAAAGUGAAACGAGGGAGUCGGGGAAAGGCGCUCAGAGUUUCUGCCAGUUCUCAUCCUCUCUGCGUACUGUGGUUCGCAUCAAACAGAAGUACCAGGCCAUGAAGAAACGGCGGCUGGAGUUGGCCGGGCUGGGGGGAGGAGGGCUAGUGUUAGGGGCUGGUCUCCACACUGGUGCCCCUGUUCGCAGCAGCCCCAAAAUCUUCACCUUCGAGACCCCCUCCAGCUCCCCCUCUGCCUUAUCGUCACUCUUCCUAAAGAUGAAGAAGAAGAAGUCGCGGAGGGUCAUGUUCCCCAGUGGAGGAGGGCGCAAGGCCCCCGUCGUACAGGAACACAGCCGAGCAAAGAUCUGCCUCUUCCUCCUCUGCACCAUCCUCUUCUUCCAGGUGUAUAAUGCCAUAGAGAACCUUGACGACCACGUCCUGAAGUAUGACCUGGGGGGAUUAGAGAAGACUCUGUGUAGGGAGGUGUUUGGUCAGCAGGGGGCGAUGGAUGCUCUGUUAGCCCAGCUCAGAGACUACCUCUCUACCUACGUCCACAGUAAACCCCUGGUCCUCUCCUUACACGGACCCAGUGGCGUGGGGAAGAGCCACGUAGGGCGACUCCUGGCUGGCCACUUCCGCUCGGUGGUAGGCGAGCCCCUGGUUCUACAGUACUUUGUGUUGCACCACUGCCCCCUGGAGGAGGACGCCUGGCGCUGCGCCCGAGCCCUGUCGAUCUUAGUGUCGGAGACAGUGCUGAGAGCAGAGGAGGAGGAGAAAAUUCCUCUAUUCAUCUUUGACGAAGCAGAGCACCUUUACCCAGAGCUUCUUGAUGCAUUGAGUGACUUGGUCCGUUCAAACCGCUCCAACGAAUACCUGAACGCAGUCUACCUGUUCCUGAGCAACCAAGGACACACCCACAUCACCAUGCACCUGCUGUACAACUCCUCCAGCGACUCCAUGAUGACCGCAUCUGGACACCACCGCAAACUCGUCAAGGAGCUGAAUCCGUUGUUGCGCAACACUCUGGUGAAGCUCCACCCACUGUGGGCAGAAGCUGAACUCUUACCAAUGACCCUGCUGGAGAAAGGUCACGUGAUGGAGUGCUUCCUGGAUGAGAUGACAAGGGAGGGGUUCUACCCGGACCGUACCAACGUUGAGAGGCUGGCGGGGGAGAUGGAGUACUACCCUGUGGUAGGGGGCCACGUGUAUGCCCGGACAGGUUGUAAACAGGUGGUUGCUAGGGUCAACCUGCUAUGAGAGACUUAGAACUGCAGGGGAAUGUUGUGAUUAGAUGAGAGAUGUCUCCUGAGAAAAGACAGUUCUGGUCCAUAGCCUUUUGGUGUUUCUUAUGAUCCACCAAGCAAACAUAACCAACGUUACUAGCCAGAACCCAUCCUUGAAAAACAUUUUUAAAUAAAAGGUGUAUGUCUGAGAAUGAGGAGUAUCUCCUUGAUGACGGCUAAUCAUGUCCGAUAAUCAUGUUUUUUCUACAUUCUGUAACUUAACCUCCUAAACAAGACCCUUGAUUACUGGAUGAAUAGAUAAUUACCAUUUUGGUAUGAGAGGGAAAAGAGAGAGGUGAGGUUUGGAUGAUAUCCAAGCCUGCACAUGUACAGAUUGUAGAGUCACAAUCAGUUGUUAUGGUGAAACACCGCUGUGCCCUUCUCCCACGAUGCUGUUAGUCAAAAUACUGACGGUAAUAGACAGACCCACUCCCGAUAGAGGACGAGAGAAGUGAUUGGACCAAAUGAGUCUGGCUGUGGCAUUAAUAACAGCAGAUCAGGAAAAUGUGAUGCAGUACUUGAUGUAUUUUGUUAACAAAAAUAAUGUAUUGAUUAAACUAUCAUCCUUUCUAAA